AUGGCACAGUGGUCCAUCAAUGUCGCCAUAAUGUCUGAACCGUACAUCUCAGACUUGAGGACCGUAUCUCAAAGACAAAAUUGGAUUGUGGAUAGGGAAGGCCUCGCGGCCGUUAUACUCGACAAUGACCGGGUGGCACUUUCAGGACCGCACCGAAAGGGUCGCGGCUGUGUCGCCGUCCGAGUCUCAGAGAAUCUUGUCGUAAUAAGCGCCUACUGUUCUCCAAAUAAGACGCUCAUCGAGUUCGAGCGGUUCCUAGUCGAGAUAGGCGCACUGGUCGAUUGGGCCCGCCCCCACGACAUAAUCGUCGCCGGUGACUUUAACGCGAAGUCGGCUGCGUGGGGGACGCUGGAUGACCGUGGACGAGGACGGGCCCUGUUACGAUGGGCCGCAAUGUAUAAUUUGACUGUGCUAAACAAAGGCUCCGAGCACACGUGCGUACGCAGAGCGGGAGGCUCCAUCGUUGAUGUCACUUUUGCAAGUUCCUGUCUUGCUCGUCGCGUGGAAGAUUGGGAGGUUAUGACAAAGGUAAAAACAUUGUCGGACCACAGAUACAUCCAUUUCCGAAUCCCUCCAUUAUCGUGUAUCGCUCCAGCUAGACAGGAUCUCAUUCCGUCGGAGAUCGGCCCUAGAUGGUCGCUGAGGUCGUUGGAUAGAGUCGUGUUCGAGGAGGCGACAAUAGUUAAGUCUUGGUGUUCCGGCCCGAUUAGGAAUACUGAUAUCGAAAAUGAGGUUCGGUGGUAUACGAGAGUGUUAGCGGACCUUUCAGAUGUGUCUAUGAGCCGCGUACGAGUUUUGAGGCCGAGGAAUGGGGUUUACUGGUGGUCCGACGAACUGGCUGUUCUUCGAUCUUUCUGUGUGAGGUCACGAAGGGUAUUUACGCGGUAUAGGCGUCGACCACAAACACGUCGCAGUCAGGACGAAGAGGAGCGGCUGUACGUAGCUUAUCAGGCUGCAAAAAGGGAUCUGAGGGUGGCAAUGGCAAGGGCCAAGGAAGAAGCUUGGAAUGGGUUCCUUAAUACGUUGCAAGAAGACCCCUGGGGCCGUCCCUUUCGACUUGUAAUGAGCAAAUUGCGACCCCGGGCGCCGCCACUGACGUCCAGCAUGCAACCUUCGCUUCUCGACUCAGUGGUGGCCACUUUGUUUCCAGGUGGAAAUGGGCGAACACCUGCACAAGCGCACCCGUGCUCGAUUCCAGGCGAAGAGUCGAUGCGCGUGACGCGCGAGGAAUUGGAUGCAGCAUUGGCAAAGGUCGUGGCCAAGAACACAGCCCCAGGCCCUGACGGCCUUCAUGGAAGGGUGUGGGCUCUCGCCCUUAAAGACGAGGAAAUGGCUUGGAGGUUCUGCGGCUUGUUGACGCGGAUCAUGCAGAAGGGAGAGUUUCCUUCUGCCUGGAAGACUGGGAAAUUAGUGCUGAUUAAGAAACCCGGCAAAGCAGAAACAUCUCCCUCUGCUUACCGCCCAAUUGUAUUGCUGGAUGAGAGUGGCAAAAUUCUGGAGCGGAUCAUGGCCAAAAGGAUAAAUACACACCUGGAAACUAUCGGACCAGAUCUGCACAGUGCCCAGUUUGGAUUCCGGCGUUCGCGGUCAACUGUGGAUGCAAUCGCAGAGGUCCGAGAAAUAAGCGAGGAGACCACAGGGCAGGGUGGUGUUGCAAUGGCGGUAUCCCUUGACAUUGCCAACGCCUUCAACACCAUUCCUCACGAGGCUAUUCUGCGAGGUUUAGUGCAUCAUGGAAUACCAUUAUAUCUCCGGAGGCUUGUAGAGUCGUACCUCCUUAAUCGUAGAAUUGUGUUUCCUGGUAGGGAUGCUUGGAGAUGCUACCGAGUCACAUGCGGUGUGCCACAGGGUUCUGUUCUCGGGCCUCUGCUGUGGAACAUAGGCUAUAAUUGUAUUCUUCAAGCAUCGUUGCCCUUAGGUGUUCGGGUCAUCUGUUACGCUGAUGAUACCUUGGUUGUGGCAUCUGGUGGUACCUACGUCGAGGCGAGUCGUCGAGUUACUGCUGGGGUAGCUCAAGUCGUAGCGCAGAUAAGACGCCUCGGCCUGCGUGUCGCACUGGAGAAGUCCGAAGCGAUCUGUUUUCACGGCCCGAGGCGAGCGCCUCCAGCGGGAGCGAACAUCGUCGUUGCAGGAGUGUCCAUCGAGGUAGGAAAGUCCUUGAAGUAUUUGGGCCUGGUACUUGAUUCCCGGUGGACAUUUCGAUCGCACUUCGCGGCACUUGCCCCAAAGCUCACCGCCACGUCACUGGCUCUCAGCCGGAUUAUGCCGAAUCUAGGCGGGCCGAGUGAGGGGUGUCGCCAACUCUAUUCCUGCGUUGUUAAAUCCCAAGCACUGUACGGGUGCCCAGUAUGGGCUGACAAGUUGUCCCGGAAAAACAAACAACUUCUCAGGCGAGCCCAAAAAUCAAUUUUGAUCAGGGUUGCGCGGGCGUAUCGCACGGUGUCAUACGAUGCCGUGUGUUUGAUCGCAGGUUCCGCGCCCUGGCACCUCGAGGCUACCGCUCUAGCUGAUGUCUAUUGGCGCAGGGCUGAUGCGCGUGAAGCGGGGGCUGAACCAGCCACUGAGACCAUACGCUCCUGGCGCCUGGACGCCUGCCAGCGCGUGAUACUGGACUGGAGGGCCGAGUUGGACGGUGCACAAAUGGGAAGGUACACGGUAAGUGCGAUCUUGCCCGUCCUGAACGAGUGGCUGGAGAGGAAGCGUGGUUCUUUGACUUUUCGCCUGGUGCAGGUCAUAUCGGGACACGGCUGUUUUGGCAAAUACCUUCACCGCAUCAGAAGGGAACCGACCUCUGCGUGUUUUUUUUUUGCACCUAAUAGGCCUACCUUCCCCGGCUACUUUAUCGCCGGGGGCGUUGUCUAA
Molecule: messenger RNA, 2862 nt
Organism: Pieris macdunnoughi
Lineage: Eukaryota; Metazoa; Arthropoda; Insecta; Lepidoptera; Pieridae
Source: the annotation of a GenBank genome assembly